Sphaeroforma arctica JP610 is the source of this 156-nucleotide messenger RNA. RefSeq lists its product as hypothetical. The transcript has a single exon. NCBI's taxonomy places the organism in Eukaryota, Ichthyosporea, Ichthyophonida. The annotation marks the transcript as partial. The record is from RefSeq and is a predicted model, not a curated record.
GUAGAUGCGGAAUGUGACUAUGAGCUCGAGAUCGAUGAUAGCGGGAAGUAUCGCACCUGCAAGGAGACGCCCUUCCAAGUGCUGAGUGAGAAUCGCCGCACAGAGAAGUGUCUGGUCUACUCCUUCGGCACCAAGGGUUCGGGCAGAGGUGUGUGA